GUCGUUCUUCUCUUGCCAUCCUCCAGUCUCCAACAGUCCAAACCAGAGUAUUAUUCCUUAGGCCAUGUGCGUCCACGAACCCACCUACUCAAUUUGAAUUAAUUAAUGGUAAUGAUCCAUCCCCCAUGUGAGGGCAAGAAGAGUUUUAAAAACUUGUCACCCCAGAGAAAGACAUUUUCAAAAAGCUUUCAUACUUCCUUACCUGAGCUAUCUGAGCUAUCUACGAACCUUGGAAUAUUACUUCAUCCAAUUCCCUUGCAAAGAAAAGAAGAGAAAAAUGGCUGGAGCUUUGAUCGGAGAGGCCUUUAUUUCUGCUUCCAUCCAGGUGAUUUGUGACAGAAUUGCCUCACCCGAGUUCAUUGAUUUAUUUCGGCACAAGAAACUCGAUCAACCUCUCCUCAUGAAACUGAAGAGGACCCUUUUGACCUUGAACGCAGUGCUCGAUGAUGCAGAGGAGAAGCAAAUUGAGAAACCAGCUGUGAGAGAGUGGCUUGACGACCUCAAACAUGCAGUCUUUGAUGCUGAGGACUUGCUGGGGGAGAUCAACUAUGAAGCAUUGCGAUGCAAGCUGGAAGGUGAAGCUGAAACAGCCGACAAAUUUACCAACAAGGUGUGGAACUUCCUCCCUACUUCUCGUAAUAAGUUUUAUCAAAGCAUGAAUGUUAAGAUACAGGAGUUGUUACGAAAACUAGAAGACUUUGUACAACUGAAAGGUGCUCUUGGUUUGACAGAAGUUGUUGGGAGGAAGUUUUCACAAAGAACUCCAACAACUUCCUUGAUUCAUGAACCUUAUGUAUAUGGUAGAAAUGAAGUCAAAGAAAAUUUAUCAAAAGUGUUGUUCUCUGAUGAUGCAAGCAAGGAUGAUGUGUCUGUCAUCACCAUUGUUGGAAUGGGUGGGGUUGGCAAGACAACCCUUGCUCGAAUGCUUUACAAUGACGACAGGGUGAAAGAGCAUUUUACAUUUAAAGCUUGGGCUUGUGUUUCAGAAGAUUACGAUGCUAUUAGGGCAACUAAAACUCUUCUCGAGUCAGUCACUUCAAAACCUUGUAAUACGACAGAUCUCAAUUUGCUUCAAGUUGAACUAAGAGAACAACUGAGGGGGAAGAAAUUUUUGUUUGUAUUGGAUGACCUUUGGAAUGAGAAAUAUACUGAUUGGAACUGCCUCCAAACUCCUUUUACUUCAGGGGCAAGGGGAAGUAAAGUCAUCGUAACAACACGGAACAAAAAUGUAGCAUCUUUCAUGCAAAAUGUUCCCACUCAACCCUUGGAACCAUUGUCGCAUGAAGAUUGUUGGUCAUUACUUGCAAAACAUGCGUUUGGAAAUGUAAACUGUAGUGCAUAUCCAAGCUUGGAAGAAAUCGGCAAGAAAAUUGCACGAAAGUGUAAUGGGUUGCCUUUAGCUGCACAAACACUUGGCGGUUUGUUACGUUCCAGGCUAGACUCUGAGGUAUGGAACAGAGUACUAAACAACAGCAUUUGGGAGUUACCUACAGAGAAAAGUGACAUUCUUCCUGCUCUAGGGUUGAGUUAUCAUUAUCUUCCAGCUAAGUUAAAGCAAUGCUUUAUUUAUUGUUCAAUUUUUCCAAAAGACUAUGAAUUCAAGGUAGAAGACAUUGUUUUUCUUUGGAUGGCGGAAGGUUUAAUUCCCCAAGCGGAGAAUGGGGACAACAUGGAAGAAGUGGCUAAGGAAUAUUUUGAUGAACUUUUAUCCCGAUCAUUGUUUCAAACAUCGGGGAAAUCAAGUUUCGUUAUGCAUGAUCUCAUCAAUGACUUGGCUUUGUUCAUGUCUAAAGGAUUUUGUUCUAGGUGGGAAGGGAGGGAAUCACAUGAAGUAGAAAGAGUUCGCCAUUUGUCAUAUGCUAGGGAAGAAUAUGAUGUUUCUCUUAAAUUUGAGCAAUUAAAGGAGGCUAAGUGUUUGCGGACCUUCCUACCUACCUCUUUAAAUCCAUAUAACUCUUAUAAAAAUUAUUAUCUAAGUAAAAAGGUUGUACAAGAUUUGUUGUCGUCACACAGAUGUUUACGGGCGUUAUCAUUGUCAAGUUAUAGGAAUGUCACUCAGCUACCUGAUUCUAUUAAAAAUCUUAUUCACUUGCGCUAUUUGGAUCUCUCUGGUACUGCAAUUGAAAG
Prunus dulcis (almond) is the source of this 2127-nucleotide messenger RNA. Its product is annotated as putative disease resistance RPP13-like protein 1. The transcript has a single exon. Gene Ontology annotation, molecular function: ADP binding. Lineage: Eukaryota; Viridiplantae; Streptophyta; Magnoliopsida; Rosales; Rosaceae. The annotation marks the transcript as partial. The record is from RefSeq and is a predicted model, not a curated record. Gene Ontology annotation, biological process: defense response to other organism.